AUGGCUCCCGGGAGCAUUGCCUCCAGCGACACCUCGACCUCCGUGACCUCCACGACCUCCACGGUGGGGUUGCCCGGGUCGUCUGGGACUGAAAAGCCAGGCACAAGCCACAGCAGUGUCCGAGCGCCACGCCGCCACCCUCCCGUGCUGCACAUGGUGCUGGAGGCGCUGCAGGCAGGGGAGCAGCGCCGGGGCACCUCAGUAGCGGCCAUCAAGGUUUAUAUCCUGAACAAGUACCCUGCCAUGGAUGUCAUACGGCUCAAGUACCUGCUGAAGCAGGCCCUGGCCACAGGCAUGCACCGUGGCCUCCUGGCCAGGCCCACCAACUCCAAGGCCAGGGGGGCCACCGGCAGCUUCAAGUUAGUUCCCAAGCACAAAAGGAAAAUCCAAUCCAAGAAGACAUCCACCACGACGGCCCCCAGGAGACCCGGUGAGGCCAAGGGGAAGGGCCCCAAGAAACCGAGUGAGGCAAAGAAGGACCCUCCCAAUGCAGGUGAGAUGAAGAAGGGACCCAGGAGGCCAGGAGAGGUGAUGACGGCUUCCCUCAAACCAGGUGCAGCCGAGAAGAAGGCCCCCAAGAAAGGCAGCCGGACCAAGGACCAAGAGUCAAGACUCGGCGAGGCCAGGAAGGCCCCCAGCCAGCCAGACAAGGCCACACGGGCCCCUCCUAGUGCCAGCGGGCCCGGCAGGAAGUCAAAGGUCAAAGGCGGAAGGAGCAGCCAAGCAGAUGCUGAGGCCCACAGGAGAACGAAAGCUGGGAGUCAGAGUUCAAAACCCACGGUCACUAAGGGCAAGAGUGCUACUGCUUCCCCAGCCAGAAAGAAGGUGGGGAACAAGGUCCCCAAGGAGGCCACUGCCCAGGGAGCCAGGGAGGGGCCAAAAGUUAGGGCCACCGCUCCUUCUAAGGGCAGUGGGUCCAAGACGAUGCCUGCACCACUGGCCGGGAAGACAGAGGCGCCCAAGGACCCGAGAAGGCCUUGCACGUCCACCAAGGCCUCAACGUCCAACGUGGCCAGUAAGAAGCCAGAGCCGAGAGCAAGAGGCGGGGUGGAAAGAGACUGA
Equus quagga is the source of this 1062-nucleotide messenger RNA. Its product is annotated as histone H1.8. NCBI's taxonomy places the organism in Eukaryota, Metazoa, Chordata, Mammalia, Perissodactyla, Equidae. Gene Ontology annotation, biological process: nucleosome assembly. The transcript is spliced from 5 exons. The record is from RefSeq and is a predicted model, not a curated record. Gene Ontology annotation, cellular component: nucleosome. Gene Ontology annotation, molecular function: DNA binding. Bases 1 to 1062 code for a protein of 353 amino acids.